Psilocybe cubensis is the source of this 840-nucleotide messenger RNA. RefSeq lists its product as uncharacterized. The record is from RefSeq and is a predicted model, not a curated record. The transcript is spliced from 4 exons. Bases 1 to 840 code for a protein of 279 amino acids. Lineage: Eukaryota; Fungi; Basidiomycota; Agaricomycetes; Agaricales; Agrocybaceae.
AUGGCUCCGAAGGAAGAAGUGAAGAAUCUAAUUCCAAACUAUGGCAUGUUCCGCGUUUCCUUUUGCUUCUCUUUGACGGUACCGCUGACUUGUGUGUGUGCGUUUGCAGCUCCUGGAUGCAAGCGUAUUAUUGUCGAUCCAGGGUACCUCUCGGCGUUGAAGCAGCCGAACGUGAACAUUAGAUGGGACGCCAUCGAUCGUAUUGUGGAAAAGGGCAUUCAGAUGAAGUCGGGCGAGUUUGUACCCCUUGAUGUGAUCAUCUUCAGCACUGGCUAUUUGACGGAUGGUUCAAACCAACUUCAGAUCCGAGGGCGGGAUGGUGUGACUCUUAGGGAGUACUUUGAAAGCAAGGGAGGGCCGUAUGCGUAUUUGGGCUCGUGCAUCCCUGGGUUCCCGAACCAGUAUUUGGUAUUGGGACCAAAUGUUGCGUCUGGGCACGCAUCGGUUAUAUUCAGCGAAGAAGCUCAGAUCCAGCAUGCACUGCAGCUUAUCAAGCCGGUGCUGGAGGGCAAGGCCAAGUCGUUCGAGGUGACGGAGGAGGCGACGGUAAAAUACAACGAGUGGUUGCAGACGAGGCUGCAGGACUCGGUGUGGACGGACUGCAUGUCUUAUUACCAGGCAGGGCGCAAUAACAAGACACGGAUUGUAGCGACGUUCCCGGGCCCUGUGGCGCUGUUUUGGUGGUUUUGCCGCCGGCCGCGGUGGGAGCUGUUCCGGGGAGUAGGAGCGGAGGCAUGGGAGCAGGAACAGAAAGUUGGCAGGAUCACAAAGGGAGCAUUGUUGGCUGUAGUCGUUGCGGCUGCGCUGGGAAUAGGAUUUGCGGGGUGGACGGGUAUUUAG